Molecule: messenger RNA, 740 nt
Organism: Erigeron canadensis
Lineage: Eukaryota; Viridiplantae; Streptophyta; Magnoliopsida; Asterales; Asteraceae
Product: ADP-ribosylation factor 2-like
Exons: 7
Coding region: 28-576 (182 amino acids)
Biological process (GO): intracellular protein transport; vesicle-mediated transport
Cellular component (GO): cytoplasm
Molecular function (GO): GTP binding; GTPase activity
Source: RefSeq, a predicted model, not a curated record
AACAUAAGCAUUCUUUCGUAAAUAAAGAUGGGACUGUCUUUUAGCAAGCUAUUCAGUGUCUUGUUCAGUAAGAAGGAGAUGCGUAUUUUGAUGUUUGGUCUCGAUGCAGCUGGUAAAACCACCAUUCUAUACAAACUCAAGUUGGGCAAAAUCGUCACCACUAUCCCUACUAUCGGAUUUAAUAUCGAAACAGUUGAAUACAACAAAGUUAACUUCAUUGUGUGGGAUGCUGGUGCUUCUGAUAGGUGUAUUCGGCAAUAUAUGAGCCGCUAUUUUCAAAACACAGAAGCUCUUAUCUAUGUGGUUGACAGCAAUGAUCGUGCACGUAUAGAUGAGGCCAGAGAUGAGCUACAACAGAUGCUUAAUCAGGAAUAUUCAAGAGAUUCAGAGUUGCUUGUUUUUGCCAACAAGCAAGAUCUUCCAAAUGCUAUGAAUUCAGCUGAGAUCACUGACAAGCUUGGUCUGCAUUCUCUCCAACACCGAAACUGGCAUAUCCAGAGCACAUCUGCCACCACUGGGGAAGGUCUAUACGAGGGACUGGAUUGGCUUUCCAACAACCUCUCUAACAAGGCUUAAAGGGGACUUGUACAGAACCCGGAUAUACUUCUUAUGAGAAGUUUGCCAGAGUUUUCAAUCUGUUUUCAGCAUUUUGUUUUUGUUGAGAAGGAACUGCUGAAAUCUUCUUAAAAAAACACUCGUUUCCGUUACAUAUAUAACUUGUAUUUAUGUAUCUUUGUAAA